UGGAAUACAACAGAAAAAAUUUGGAAUAAAGGAAACGUCCUAAAAAUUGUACUCGUAAUAUUGUAAUGCUUAAUAUAAAGAUUUGAAAUUUACGAAAAUCUGAAUUUUUGGACAAUAAAAUUUGUACAGCUGAUGCGGCACAUAAAUUGUUUACAAAUAAUUGUGAAACUCGAAUAUUUCUGAAAAUGUCAACCUUUGUGGUUAAGUUACUUCAGCGCUCCCAACUUUCGCAUAGCCAAAAGGACGUAAAGCCUUUUAUCUAUGUCCGCAGCAACUGGAUGGACGACGAGGCGGAAUUUGACUUCCUGUCCACCACCAAUAAUCAGAAUUACCGGGGAAGUCUGAAAUACGAGGAGUUACGGACUGCAGCCAGUGAUUUGGAGCUAUCCUACGAUGCCUUCUUUGCCGAAUGCAAAAAUGCCAUGACCACGCACAUGGGAGUUCAGGGAUUCGAUUACGAACUGGAGGAUGGGGAGCAACAGUUCUUCAAAAUGUACAAAUGCGAGGGAUACGAGACGCUGUACUUGGAGGUUCCACUGAGAAAAGUGUCCAAUUGUUAUCAGCUACUAGAUGCCGCCAUCGAAGCUGGUCAGCAGAAGGCUCAAGCAGCUCCAACUGCCGAAUCGGAAGAUCAGAAAACCACAUCCCUGGCUGAAUAUGAAAAGUAUGUGAGAGACUCCAAAUUGAAAGAGGAGGAACUUCUCAAGAAGUUUCUGCUCCUUAUAAACAGCAAAAAGGCGCACAUUAGGGAUUUGGAAAACCAGCUAGAAGAGCGUUCGAAAAAGCCCUCAAAGGGAAAAAAGAAUAAAAGGACUUCCACUGAUGAGGAAGAGGACGAAGCCUUUGGAGCACCCACUCAAGCCAUGAAUGUAGACAACGAUUCGGAUUAAUCUAAAAUUAUGUAUAAUUAAAACAUCCCAUCUUCGGUAUGUGCUUGAAAUGUAUUUCCGUUUUGGUUUUAGUUUUUCUUUUCGAUCGUUUGAUUUUGUAAAAUAAAUUAGCUUUAUAAUGUAUGUAUAUAUGUAUAAAUAAACAACAAAUAGACUUGUAACGUAA
Molecule: messenger RNA, 1056 nt
Organism: Drosophila subpulchrella
Lineage: Eukaryota; Metazoa; Arthropoda; Insecta; Diptera; Drosophilidae
Exons: 2
Coding region: 186-890 (234 amino acids)
Biological process (GO): positive regulation of ligase activity; DNA recombination; response to X-ray
Cellular component (GO): DNA-dependent protein kinase-DNA ligase 4 complex; DNA ligase IV complex; nucleus
Molecular function (GO): DNA binding
Source: RefSeq, a predicted model, not a curated record